AUGGGAUCGACCACUAAUGGCAUCAAGUGGGUGGUUCAACAGGAACUCUUGAAGGAGAAGCCCACAGAUUAUGCUGUAUUCAGCAACGUCCAGCCCGGCUUCGUUGGUAGUGCAGCCGAUAACCAUGAGCUUAUCGGUAGCAAAGGGGCCAGUAUUACAUACGAGCAGGCAUCCCGUCGCAUGGUAGUCAAGUUGCCUAGUGGUCUCCAUAAGACCGCGGAGUGCAAUCUCUCGGGAUUAAUCGAAUUCGAUAGACACUUGGGUAGCGAAGGUCAGGUCUGCAAAGAGCUAGACUCAUGCUGGCAGCCUGGUGUCAACCGUUUGCCUCCCAAGCGAAUUUCGAAAUGGCUGACAAUUGUCGUCGACAGUGGGUGGACAGAGACUUUCCGGCAUCUACGGUCAGAUGCUAGGCUUUAG
Molecule: messenger RNA, 417 nt
Organism: Aspergillus ruber CBS 135680
Lineage: Eukaryota; Fungi; Ascomycota; Eurotiomycetes; Eurotiales; Aspergillaceae
Exons: 2
Coding region: 1-417 (138 amino acids)
Source: RefSeq, a predicted model, not a curated record